Perkinsus marinus ATCC 50983 is the source of this 747-nucleotide messenger RNA. RefSeq lists its product as hypothetical. The record is from RefSeq and is a predicted model, not a curated record. The transcript is spliced from 8 exons. Lineage: Eukaryota; Perkinsozoa; Perkinsida; Perkinsidae. The coding region runs from base 1 to 747 and encodes 248 amino acids.
AUGACAGAAUUCAAGAAGGCUGAAGAUCUCUUUGAUAGACUCUUACAGGCCCAUGAGACGUUGGUUAUUAAUCAUUUACCCAAAGGCAACAGCAACAGCAGCAGCAGAGAUGAAUUACCACCAUCGAAAGAGGAUUUACAACAAUAUAACAACUUCGAGAACUUAAUAAACCAGUGUGGUGAUUAUAUAUUAAAGUUUAAGAAACGCUUAUUGGAUGCCAGUAAGAAUCCUGAUGUAGCAGUGUAUGGGCCUAAGAUGAAGACUAAUGUGGAGGGGUUAAUAGAGAGAUAUGAGCAAGUAUAUGAGCAGUACCAAGAUAUCAUACAACCAUUAUUUGAGCAUGCUGUAUUAGAAGAAAAGGACAGAUUAAGAAGGGAAGAGGAGAGACGCCAAAAGGAUAAGAAGGAUGCCAUAGAAAAGGAUGUAGAACAGAAGGCUCAAUGGGCUGCUCACUUUGAUAAGACAAGAAAAGAGAUGGAGAGAGCACAGCAAGAGAGGGAAGCAGCGGAAAAGGAGAGGGCUGAUGCACAAGAUGCUGAGUUAAUAGCUAAACGUAGGGAGGAAGAGAUUAGAAUACUCUCAAUGGAUGAGGAUACUAAAAUAUGUACUUCUAUUAGAGAAAUGUUAGAGGAUAAUACAAGCAUGACUAUUGCAGAGUUACGUAUGCAUUUGGUUCAUGACUUGGGCCCGAAAUCAUACUUAAAUGUGUAUCAUGGUAACCUGGGGGGUUGGCGUAAGGUGGCAUGA